AAUCUGAUUUACGUCGUUAUCCAGCUUUGUCGAAAUGGUUCAUUAUCCCGCGACUUAUUCACCCCAAAUAAAAUACGAGUAAUUAAUUGAAGCCCUGAACGGCUAGGCUAAACCCCCAAAACCCCUCUUCCUAGUUCAUGCUGCUAACUAGUAAGGGAGUUGGAAAAUCAGAAAUGGGAAGCUUAACUGCCACUAAUCCUGUUAGCUCACCUCUUCAUGCCAAUGGCUUAUCUUCCAGGAUUAAAUGCCCAACUUUUUUUAAUCAGAAAAGAAGAGAUGAAGGUUCGAAAAGAAGGCCUGGAGUUGUUGCUUACUAUGGGCUGAAAAAGCCUCCCUAUAACCUUGAUGCAUUAGAACCAUAUAUGAGCCAGAAAACUCUGGAGUCACAUUGGGGAGUGCAACAUAGAAAUUACUUGGAAGCUUUGAAUAGACAUUUAAGUAGAAGCGACACACUAUAUGGCCAUACUAUGGAUGAACUUGUGAAAGUAACCUACAAUUAUGGAAAUCCCUUGCCUGAAUUCAAUGAUGCUGCUCAGGUCUGGAAUCAUGACUUUUUCUGGGAAUCCAUGCAACCUGGAGGCGGGGAGUCUCCAACACUGGGUCUUCUUCAGCAGAUAGAAAAAGAUUUUGGUUCUUUCCCAAACUUUAAAGAGAAAUUUAUAGAGGCAGCCAUGACGCUCUUUGGUUCUGGCUGGGUUUGGCUUGUUUCCGGUUGUAGUUUUUGCCGUGAUUUAAUGCUCGUAUGUCUACCCGUCUUCGGUUUUGUAGUGAAGAGGAAGGAGAAGCAACUUGCAGUUGUUAAGACAUCCAAUGCAGUCACUCCUAUUCUCUGGGAUGAUAUCCCCAUCAUAUGCUUGGAUUUGUGGGAGCAUGCAUACUACUUGGAUUAUAAGAAUGAUAGAGCGGAAUAUGUAAAUGUUUUCAUGAACCACCUUGUAUCAUGGCAUGCAGCAACAGCACGCCUUGCUCGGGCACAGGCUUUUGUGAAUCUUGGAGAACCUAAAAUUCCAGUUGCUUAAAAUUUCAUUGCUUCAAAUAAUCUCUCUCCCUGUGGUUGGUUUUGAAAGCAUAUGAUGCUUGUUUGUUUGCUUGUUCU
This is a messenger RNA of Spinacia oleracea (spinach), 1096 nucleotides long. Its product is annotated as superoxide dismutase [Fe] 3, chloroplastic. Gene Ontology annotation, molecular function: superoxide dismutase activity; metal ion binding. Gene Ontology annotation, cellular component: chloroplast nucleoid. NCBI's taxonomy places the organism in Eukaryota, Viridiplantae, Streptophyta, Magnoliopsida, Caryophyllales, Amaranthaceae. The coding region runs from base 138 to 1019 and encodes 293 amino acids. The record is from RefSeq and is a predicted model, not a curated record. The transcript is spliced from 9 exons. Gene Ontology annotation, biological process: superoxide metabolic process.